AUGAUCACACCAACCUUCAAAGUCAAUCAAGACAACGAUGCUGUACAUAUUACCAUCAAUACGCCGUAUGUGAGAGCUCAAGAUGUGGAUCUUUAUGUAGAAGGCAGCGAGUUUCGAUUCUAUUUGCGUCCCUACUUUUUGAGAUUGCAUUUCCCUGGCAAUAUUGUGGAAGAUGACAACUCAAAAGCUGUCUAUGAUCCAUCAGCAGGUCAAUUCAGUAUUCGAGUCACCAAAGAAACCAAGGGCGAGCACUUUGCUGACCUGGAUCUACUCACCAAACUACUAGCCAGAACAGGCGAAAAGACGGCAGCCAGCAGCGAACCCAAGAAACCAUUGAUUGAAGUGGUUGGAGGUGUGGAUAACGAUCCCAUGAAUGAGGAGCAGAUCCAGGAUGCCAUUGACUUUAACUGGGAGCUGCCUCAAGAAGUGCCUUCCGGUGACGAGCAGCUCUCUAUCACAACACAGUACGGCUUCAAUAACCAGUACAACGGCUAUUUUACGCACGUACACGAGAGCAUGAAUGAAAUCAACGAGAUCAAUGAACCCGAGAAAUCAACAGUCGAGAGCAGACGUGAGCAGCGCAUUGCAUCUGAGAACACGCACUUUGACGAGGAUCACUACUGCAUGGAUUAUGUGAAUGAUGAGGAAAUUAAGGAAUUGUGCAAGUACAAAACCGUGUAUGCAAAGGAGCUGAAACGUGUGCAAAAGAACCAAAAGACUGAGGAGGCCAAGCAAGCAAAGAAACCCUUGAUUCAAGAGGUCAAUCCCAAUGAUGCUUCUGGAGAUCUUGAUAUGGACAAUCUAUCUAUUGACGAUACCAAGGAUACCCUGUUGAAGUUCAGCAGUAAGGAAGAGGCAGUGAUGCGUGAUUUGCCCAACAAAGAGUACCUGCUGUCCUAUGAAAAGGGCGCUUAUCUGGGGCUGGUGGACCUCAUGUUUGCGUAUGCGUACAACCAUCGUAUCACAGAGGGAGAUAACAAUGUGGAGUCUGUGUGGUGUAUUGGAAGAAUCAGUCCUACACUGUCAUCUUUGGAGCAAUUCACAGUGCUAAAGGAUGUCAUGAUCUCAUCCUAUCGUAGAGCCUUGACAUAUCCACUGUACAGAAACAUGAGUCUUUGCGAAAAGGUGCUGCAAGAUGUAUACAUUCUCUUUAAACUGGGGAAGAGGGCUAUUCUCAAGGCUUUAUUAGACAUGAAAUAUCUGUUUGACCAUCACGAUGUGUAUUAUGUGUAUAGCAAGAUAUAUUUGGAUGACUAUUGUGUGUGGAUCCAGCAUGCAAAUGACAAUGUACUGAGAACCUUGGCACAUGAACUACAUCAUUUUCAAAUGAAGAAGAGCGAAUUAGGCUGGAAUUUAGAGGAACUAGAAGAAAUAGCAGAACAAAUGAGGGACAUGGAAGGUGAAAUGGAGCAGGACAAUGAACAAGAUAUGCAGAGAGCCGAGAUGAUACAGUAA
Mucor velutinosus is the source of this 1455-nucleotide messenger RNA. RefSeq lists its product as uncharacterized. The transcript is spliced from 5 exons. Gene Ontology annotation, biological process: box H/ACA snoRNP assembly. Bases 1 to 1455 code for a protein of 484 amino acids. The record is from RefSeq and is a predicted model, not a curated record. Lineage: Eukaryota; Fungi; Mucoromycota; Mucoromycetes; Mucorales; Mucoraceae. Gene Ontology annotation, cellular component: cytoplasm; nucleoplasm.